UAUAUUUAAACUUUUAUCUGCAGACUAUAUUUAAGCAAAAAAGUCGUUUGAAUGUUUAAAACGUCCGUAUAAAAUACAUCAAGGUUCUUAAAUAUAUAUGGCAAGCUUUUAUCAUUUAUGUUAAGGUUUUUAUGAGUCUUUUUGCUUUACUCGCGUCGAAGCGCCUGAAAAGAAUAAAUCCACUUUACUAUUCGCUUGAAAACAAUAUAUCUUGCUCAUCUUAUAUUCACAGGCGCACUUAAGCUCCCCUCUCGUAUGUUACAGAAUGAUAUAUUGGACAUAAUGGUUGACGCCACACCAUCACAUAAUCUUACACUUGGAUUUCCCCCUUGCGCGCGCAUUCUAUAAUAUAAACAGGCCCUUAGCAUAGUAGGUAUCGUGGAAACUUUCAUUCAAAACACGCGGGACUCGGUAGUCACGACAGAGAUCGCUUCGCGGACAAACGCCGCGAUUAUUAAGGCAUGAUUUUUUUUCGUGUAACAUAAAUAAAGUAAAUAAAAAUGUGGGUAGACGUAACUGCGCGGGAAAAACAAAAUUAUACUACACAAACUAAUGGAUCAUUUAUACCCGGGUACACAGGGCACUGUCCCAUGCUGAAGUUUCGCUUCGGCAAAUGCUACGGAGACAACACACGCCAGAUUCUCAGAGAGAUCCGAUCCAAAGGACUUUUCAAUAAGCCACUAGAAUACCGUCCACGGGACAACUACGAGUUGGAUCACCCUCGCAACAAUGCACCACAGCGAGACGUUUACGACGGCCUGAGAAACAGACCCACAGCACACAUGACCGGUUACACGGGAUAUGUACCAGGGAUGAACUUUAGUUACGGAAAGUCAUAUGGACGGACAGCAGACGACUGCAUGGCAAACUUCACGGACAGACAACGCGAUCUCAGACGAAAAGCGGAUUUAAAUAGAAGCUACGUGCGAUCAAGAAGCGCGCCUAAAAUGGAAACAGUACACUCGCGAGACGAAAUCCGGCGCGAUCUGAACAGAUUUAGAGAAAUCAAUAAGUAUAAAGAAAACACAAUAUCCCCGGAAUUCCCACCAAUAGCGGGCUACACAGGCCACAUACCGCGUAUCAAAGGUUCCGAAGCAUCUCUUAGCCAACGAUACCAUUGUGCAGCGAAACGAGGACUAGAGCUCAUCAAAAUUGAGCGAGAAAAGCGAAAGGAAAUCCACAACGCCGACACCAAUAUCAGAGCUAUCUUGAAAGAUAACGGCAAAAAGUAUUCAUAUUGGAACUGGGGAUAGCAUACAGGCAGAAGGAUGUUCUUCACCAAGAGACGGUGAACAUUCUUCUAUAAAACGGAACGAACAGUAUUUUCUUAGGUAGACGGAGAGGAAUCAGUCAGUAUACUAGAUUUGUAUUUUCAUGUCAGUCAUAUUCAUCGGCCUAUUUAUGAGCGCGAGUUUAAAUAUAUAUUUUGUUAGUCCGUUUGUUUGUUAGUGAAUAGGUAUUGAAUGUUAAAUUUCGCUGUACUUUGUUGUGUGAGAAUUCCUGAGAAAAUGUGAUAUGUUUUAGAUUCAACAUUUCGAACUCAUAGUCGACGGAAUAAUCGUUUCUUCAACCGCAUACCAUUCAUGCACAAAUAGAAAAA
Messenger RNA from Trichoplusia ni (cabbage looper), 1600 nucleotides. Its product is annotated as protein FAM166B-like. Lineage: Eukaryota; Metazoa; Arthropoda; Insecta; Lepidoptera; Noctuidae. The record is from RefSeq and is a predicted model, not a curated record. Bases 501 to 1253 code for a protein of 250 amino acids. The transcript has 5 exons.